CGGUGACUCGCUGAGGCAUUUUCCUCGGGAAACAGUCGGAGUUCUCUACAUCGGAACAUACAUCAGGUUUCCGCGUUCGAUUAACGCCGCUGGACUAUAAGCUCCUUUCUGUCACUUUCAGAUCCCGUAUCAAGUCAUCCAAACCAUAUACGUUCCUUGCUCUCCAUGAUCGUCGCCCUACUCAACAUGACGCAAUGUCUGACAAAUAUUUUGCCUAUCGGUGUAUCCCCUCUACCGCUGCUCCUGAGCUGGCUCCUUACGCAGGGAAGCUAUCCAGCUUCCCGUCAACGAGGCGCCUUCGUGUUCGUCCAUCGAUCAAGUCCUGUUCGCAACGCACAGCUCGAUCAUUUACUCGAUCCGUAGCUCUGACAUGCGGCCCGCCUAGCAUACUCAUCUGACUGGGACCGACAUAUGUAUGAACGCCUGCCAUCGGGCGCUCUAUUGUAAUAUACAAUUCCAUGCACGUUGCCUGGCUCUCGCCGUCUGCUGCCGCCAACUAUCACUCCUGCCAUCCUCAUCUCUCCACCAUCAUCGGUCCUGUGCGCCGACUCGGCCGCAGACCCUUUCUACAUACAUCCUCACGCAUUCCCCGCACGCGCUAAUAC
Laetiporus sulphureus 93-53 is the source of this 605-nucleotide messenger RNA. RefSeq lists its product as uncharacterized. The transcript has a single exon. NCBI's taxonomy places the organism in Eukaryota, Fungi, Basidiomycota, Agaricomycetes, Polyporales, Laetiporaceae. The record is from RefSeq and is a predicted model, not a curated record. The coding region runs from base 195 to 398 and encodes 67 amino acids.